AUGUCUGCGCGUUAUUUAAAGUGCAUCCAAGGUAGACUGGUUGAGGAGUUCUGCCCAGAGACCAGCAUUUGCGUUGGGUCCAAGGGCACGACGAUUUUCUGCGCGGUCGACUUUUCACAAAGUUCGUUGGAUGCGCCGCCGAGUAGCUCACAAAGUAACUUGACAACCGCAGGUGUGAAUUCAGCUGUGGCUGCAAAUACGAGUAGCGCUGGCUCCAGGGCUGACAUACCUGUAGCCGAAAUUACAACUGGAAUUGUUCCCGUGACUGCCACAGCAAUUUCCAACCAGCAUAUCCCGCUCCAGCAAACAUCCGCCAUGUCACAAUUUUUUGCAGCUCGUAGCACUGGUGGAAGUUCUGCUCGCGCAAACCCCAUACCCUCACCAGUUUACUUGCCGGCGUCGUUCUCCGGCUCUCAGUGGACUACAUACAUGGCGCCACAACAGCAUACACCUAUGCCUUCUUUACAACAUCAACAACAGAAGCCACCACUGCCGUUGUCGUCAUCGCCACUACUACCAACACUAACAAAUCAUUCACAGCAGCAUACCCCUGCAUAUCCAUUGCAACCCACAGCAAUGCCCAGUCAGCAGCUGCCUCAUGUCUCGCCCAUGUACCAGCCGCGCCCAAAUCUACCACUCCACCAGCGCUAUCCUACAAUCACCAGCAACUUCUUGCAGUGA
Kickxella alabastrina is the source of this 681-nucleotide messenger RNA. RefSeq lists its product as uncharacterized. The record is from RefSeq and is a predicted model, not a curated record. NCBI's taxonomy places the organism in Eukaryota, Fungi, Kickxellomycota, Kickxellomycetes, Kickxellales, Kickxellaceae. The transcript has a single exon. Bases 1 to 681 code for a protein of 226 amino acids.